This is a messenger RNA of Chondrus crispus (carragheen), 663 nucleotides long. RefSeq lists its product as hypothetical. Lineage: Eukaryota; Rhodophyta; Florideophyceae; Gigartinales; Gigartinaceae. The transcript has a single exon. Bases 1 to 663 code for a protein of 220 amino acids. The record is from RefSeq and is a predicted model, not a curated record.
AUGAGGUACUCGAGUAGGCACACAACCGGAUGUCUGGCAGAUGGAGAUGGCUCGCGGCAGAAGGGCGGAGCAGCAGCGAUGUGGGUAGCAUUCGAAGGGUACAGCACCGAACCUUUAUCAGCCGGGAAAAUCACACCUCGUCGCCGGGUGACAACUCCUGUGUACAGUAUGUUGCGCACAGGACAAGGCGAGGGCGUGGAUUGGCGCAAGCGAAAGCAUCCAGAAACUGCGGCGCCCACGAUUGCGCCCGCCGUUUCCAACCGCAGUCGCGUCCGGGCAAUUUGCUAUGGCGCAGCCCCCGCCUUCUUGCGCCCGCGUCCUGCACCGCGCCGCUUGCUGUCCGGCACACCCGACGCCACUCGCCGCCGGCCAGUCCGCUUUGCGACAAAUGUGACAAGUCGCUCCCGCGCCCGGGGCGUGCCCGUCACUCUUUACAAGUCCUCACCGCGUCCCCCGCUCCUCCCUCUCGCAAUAAUACCAUACUGUACACCCGUAUCUACAGUAGCGCGUCAUUGCACGCCGCCGACCCACGCGUGCGCAGAUCGCUUCCCCUCCCCCGCACCCCCCCUUCCCCGCCCCCCCUUCCCCGCCCCCCCUUCCCCGCCCGCCGCGGCCGCCUUCGCCGCCUCGGCGCGCAUCACCGGCCCCCCGCGGCGUGGCUAG